Bombina bombina (fire-bellied toad) is the source of this 708-nucleotide messenger RNA. RefSeq lists its product as uncharacterized. Gene Ontology annotation, biological process: cell-matrix adhesion. The record is from RefSeq and is a predicted model, not a curated record. The coding region runs from base 1 to 708 and encodes 235 amino acids. The transcript has 6 exons. NCBI's taxonomy places the organism in Eukaryota, Metazoa, Chordata, Amphibia, Anura, Bombinatoridae. Gene Ontology annotation, cellular component: kinocilium; stereocilium tip; cell surface.
AUGCUGUCUUUGCAGUUGGAGCAGUCGACAGGACAAGCCGCCUGUGUCAAGCACCGGCUUGUUGCUCUCAGUCAUUCUUUUGAUUUGUUCUCUGCUGAUCAAAGACUUGCUCUCAGGUUGUGGCUCCUCAGUUCUCAUAUUUUUGAAAACAUUUCAUUGUUAUCUGACUCUUUCGUACAACAAGUUGGAAGUCUCCUCCCACUGCUUCCGCUUCAUGUAUUCCAACAGCUGAGCGCACAGCAGGUUUUGCAUAUUCUUCCCUCCCUGCCUGCGGAUAUAUCGCCUCCCUAUCAAAAAGUUGUUGCCUCCAGAGUGUUACAGAUGGCAAACGUGACUAUACAAGAUGUGGAAUUCAUGGGGGCUUGUGUGUGUCAGGCUACAGUAGAGGAUUUGGAACGUCAUCGUCAGGAUGCAGAUAUCUUCUUUGUGCUGAAAAGAAACCUUGUACAGUGUGUGAUCAGAGGAGAUCUAUUUCCAGGCACCACGAUUUUGGAUUUCCUGUUCAAUAACUCCAGCUGGAAGGAUUCUCUCUCGUUCAACUGGCAACUACUAUCUGAUCUGUACCCAGUUCUGCCGGCUCUUGGCCACAGUGUCUUACAAUCUCUGCUCCCACAGCAAUUGCUUCCAGCACUGCAUUAUGUGGGCUUAUCGAAACUGUCACCUGCACAGGCAAGCUCGGGAACUGGUGCAAAAACUUCUGAUGAAUGA